CCUCCUCCAGCUGCUGAUGGUCUGCUCAUUCUCCUCAGUGAGAGGACAGCACACACACUCCUUCACAACCAGCCUCCUUCUCUCACAUACACUCGUGUAUGAAACUUUUCCGAAAGUAUGUUCAAAGCUGGAUAUACCUCGAGCGGCACAGAUUUCUGGAACAUCUGAACAAUUUGAGCACUCAGUUGAGGAGAAGGAAGAUCAACCAGCGUUAAGGUAUGAGGUGUGCUUGAAUAAGCCACUGAGGAGGGGUUUUUCCUCUUGACACCGAAAGCGACUGAAGUUUUGCACAUCAACAAUGAGUCUUAAGAAGAGAAAACCAAGCAUGGUGUUCAACUGGCACAAGUCGUUUGCUAUCCUUGCCCCUUGGAGAAAAGGUAAAGGGGACAUUGUUUUAGAGAAUGAAGUUGUACUAACAAAAAUGAAGCUCCUCAACAACUUCCCUGAGAAACUACUAAAUGUUGAGGAUUCCAUUUCAACCAUCUCCAUUUCAAUGUCUGAGCAGGAUAACAGAGAGCCUCUCCAGGCUGACGAGGUGAUCUCCAUCCACAGCGCUGCUCCAGAUACAACUGUGACUGAAUCAAAAACAGACUAUCUAUCUUCGAUUUUUGCUGAUUCUGAGCUUCAAAGAUUGUAUAAGUUUGAAUCUGAGGACUCUGGGGUAGAGAUGACUAGUGGAGCGACUUCCCCAUCCACCCCAACUGGUUCAGAGCAAAGCUUUGUGGUCCACAGUAGAGGGUCUUCAUGUGACUCUGGCAAUCUGACCUCUCAUGCACAUACUGACAAUCCUCUUGAAGACAGUUCAGUCUUUUUGGAAACUGAACAAAUGUCUUGUAAAUGUGCUGAACAAGAUACUCUUGCCAUUCUGGGAGACAGAAGAGAGGAUGAGAAUGCUGAUAAUGAUUUAAUAGACCUGAUAGCAGAUUCAGAGAGGUCCGAGGACAGAACCCUGAGGAAUACCAUGGAGAACUGUGAAGAUGAAAUUGAAAUCAUAUCAGCACAGGUGGAAAUAACAGGCACUCCAAUGGCUGAGGACACGAUGUCAAGGAACCAGUGUUCUAUUGAAGCUUACGAUGGCGAAACAGGACCUGAAUUUCAGCAACAGCCUUUGAGGAAAAGCACAACCAGCGACAGCUUGGAUGAGUACAUGGAAGAGUGCUGCAGGCUAAGUGAGGUAGACAUAACAGUUUACAUGUCUUUUAUUGUUAUAUACUUGACAUCAUGCAGUUAUGUCUGCUUUUAUAUAAACAACAAUGGCAUAUAUCAAGCAUUUAAGUGUGAUAUAAACAAGAACCUGCUCUGUUUUACCUCACUGCUAUGAAUUACACAGAAUUUACUUGGGAGAAUUAUGUUUUUAGUCUUUUCUAAAGAUAAUGUAUUUUUGCUGAAAAUCAAAAACAAAGGCGUGUACUGUAAAAACAGUUACAGAUAUGUAGAAAUGUCUAUCAAAUAGAAGUAAACAUCUGAAGUGGUGUUUACCUAU
This is a messenger RNA of Pimephales promelas (fathead minnow), 1483 nucleotides long. NCBI's taxonomy places the organism in Eukaryota, Metazoa, Chordata, Actinopteri, Cypriniformes, Leuciscidae. The record is from RefSeq and is a predicted model, not a curated record.